Molecule: messenger RNA, 3553 nt
Organism: Sander lucioperca (pikeperch)
Lineage: Eukaryota; Metazoa; Chordata; Actinopteri; Perciformes; Percidae
Gene: ccdc120b
Product: coiled-coil domain containing 120
Exons: 10
Coding region: 474-2327 (617 amino acids)
Source: RefSeq, a predicted model, not a curated record
AACAACUGGAUAACAACAUUCGUAUGACAGGAUUAAGUGGCGCACAUUGAAGGCAUGUUCCAUCUGGGAGGGGCGUCGUUGCCGUGACAGUGUUAAGUCGGUCGGCCGUGUAAAAUAGAGGGUUUUCAUCCGGUGCAGAAGGGAAACCUUUUCUUCGUUCUUAGAGCAGGUCUGCUGAGAUGCGCAGGGCUCCGACACAGCGGAGGUCACGAGACUGCUGGUGAAUUACAAUUGAUACGAAAGCCACCAUGAUGAACGAGGGGCUUUUUUUUCGUCUAUUACGAAUUGCCACACGUUAAAUUAAAUAAGGUUUCUUCCGGGGAGCGUUUUGUCCUGUGGUCUCAGGCAGGAAUGAUUUUUCUCGGCUUUGUUUUGCUACAGAGGACCAUGGAGACCUCCGAAGGCAUCGGUCAUGCUCUCUGGUGAGAGCGUGGCUGGGAGCGAGAGUUGUAAAGUCCCCAGAAUUACAUCACAUGGAGGUCAAAGGACAUCUGAUCACAUCCAUGGGUUUGGGGGCUCCUGAUGUUCAAGGCUGCCAGGACAGCAAGCUGCAGGCUGAGAGGGUUGCAGCUCUGCAAGAGAGGAAGCAAGCCCUGGAGGCCCUCCUCAACACCAGAGUGGGGGAGCUCAAACAAGUCUGUUUGCAGGAAGCAGAGCUGACUGGGAAGUUGCCACAUACUUUCCCCCUGGAGACGGGAGAGAAACCCCCACUGGUGCAGCGCAGAGCUGGCCUGGCAACCAACACCAAGGCAGAGGAUGAGGCUGCCCAAAGAAAGCAGAUGAAAGCCAUCUUCACUGGUGCUCUGUACAGACACUCAGAAUCAGACCGAAAUAUCCCAAAUAGCAAGAGGACAGUUCAUCGGGGGUGUCACACAGAGGACACUGUCAUGUCAGAGAGUACAAGCUCCAUGUCAGAUUCAACAUCCCAUGACAACGAGUCUUCUCCCAGUGUGGCGGCUGACCAGCGCUCUCUGUCUCAGCCCCGGCUCACUGUGGGCAGCCCUGACCACAGGAUCAGCAGGAAGCUGUCACCAGUCGAGAUUUACUAUGAGAUGAGGACACGCCGCAACUCUGUCACAAGCUCCGUUAGCCCAACACACUCUUUACCCAGAAGUGCAUCUAACAUUGAAGGGAGAAGUGUACCAGCUACUCCUCUGUUGGCCCGAACUGCUCCAAUCAGCGUUCACGUCAGGUCGGAUGUGUCUGGUGGUAAUGUGUUGAAGCAGUGGUCUGGCAGCCUGGAUGUGCCCUAUAUGAUUCCACUGGCCCAGGAGGGCUCGUCUUCUGACCGCCGAGGCUGCCCUUAUAGCUCCCGGGCCAGGCGCAGUAACAGCUCCGAGGCCCUGCUGGAUAGAUCAAGCCUCCCUGACGAUCCUGCUCCCAGAAACGGGAUGCCCCCUAGAGGAGGGCCCUACAAGAGCUCAGAGACACUGACUGAUGGCAAACUGCGACACAUUCACCUGGGCAGCCCUGAGAGACAUGUUGAUGGCUCUGUGGACCAGGCCAAACUGCGUCUGUCCAUGGGUGACAGAGGGGCUGGUGGAGGCUACAAUGAGCUAUUGAUGGACUAUAUCUGGGGGAAACAGCAGAGGAUGCAAGUGCAGCACCACCUGUACCAGUCCACAGGCAGGAUCUGGCAGGACAUGUCCUCCCCUCGCUCCUCCACUGCGGCGGUGCCUCCCCAUGUCAAUGGCUUUUCCCAUUCCCAGGUGCACCUCCCCAGCGCUGCACCACCUUACAGCCCCAUGGUGCUCCGAGGGUCCCAAGCUGAGCUGCGCAGGGUCAAAGUCACCAGAACCAAAUCUUGUGGACCCUUUAUUCCUUUGCAGCAACAUUCCCAGGAUGCCAUCCUGCUGUCAGCGUACGAGUCUCCCCUGCCUGCCUCUGGCACCACCACAUCCUCCAUCCCCAACCUGCACCCCUACCAGACUGAGCUGUCUGGCCCCUCGUUUAGCCGUAGACCCCCACAGUUCUCUCUCCCAACCCCAGAAGACUCAACGCGAAGCUUACAUAAAGCCUUGGCUCUAGAGGGACUGAGGGACUGGUACCUAAGAAACGCCCUUGGCUAUCCUCCUGCUGCCUCAAAGGGCCACGAGGCAGGGAUCUCUCGUCUAUCACACCCCCAUCCGCUGGUGCACCAGGCCCAGUCUGUUCAAGGUGAACCAGCCAACCUCCACAGAUCUCAGAUACCCCAGUCAGCCAGCUUCCAUGGUCACCCACUGCAUGGAAGGUCGAUGGAGUUCUCUCUCUAUCAGGAGACUCCUCAUCCACAGAUGCAAGAGGUCACCCCAAAGGAACCCAGUGCAGACCCAGGCACCCUAGUCUGAAGCAGCAGAACACACACACACACGCACGCACGCACGCACACGCACACACACACACACACACACACACACACACACACACACACAUAAUCUGAGCAGAAACACUGUAGCCUCACACACACAUUCACUCAGACUCACAUAGUCACACACGUACACACACAAGUUGAUACAAUGUGACCUCAACAGCAAAGCAAAACACAGCAACCUCAGCAGAAAGAGACUGGAAAAUAUGACAAACUGUAGCUGUACAGUGUGAAAAAGCCUUGGCAAGUUCCCCGUGUUCUAACUGAUCCCACCAGUGUAUGAACUUCAAACCCAGUAUUCUUAUGUAGAUGUGCACUGGAGUUGACUCAUCUAAUAACAAUAUGGUCAUGCUGUACUUAAUAUAUCAAUAUUUCGGGUCCAACACGAGCAGUAAAAUCCUUCCUAAUAACCCUGAAAAGUCUCCCGAGAUAUACUUUUUUACAGAAUAUAUACAACUCUAAAUUACUAUUUUGUAUCUUCUGAGAUAUAAAGAACAGCUAUAUUAAAGAGGUAAUUUAUUGCUCAUUAAUCUUGUGAUAUACAAAGAUGUUACAUGAGCUCACAUCAUUUGAAAAGUAUUAAUACAUGCCAGUGAAUGUGUGUUUGUAAACUGUAUAAAAUGCAAAAAACAUGCUUCAGUCUUCAUCUGCCGUUAAUUUCACAGCCAUUUGUAUUUUUUAUGUUUAAUAAAUAAAAGGGGCCACGAACUAGUGUACUGGUGUAGCAGACGGGAGUGCCUAAAUAUUUUAAUAUCAAAACUAAACCUUGGUUGGAAAACUUUGAAGCGCUUUCUAAUAAUCUGAAAUGCUAGCAUUAAGCUUUUGUUAGCUUAGUCUAGUCAAAAACUGAAAGCAGUUCACGAUGUCACUAAAUUUGGAUAUUUGGAAUGAUGUCAUAUAUAUUGUGAUUUUUCCGUAUAUUUUCUAGAUUCAGCUUAGUGCUGGCAAAUAAAUGUAGCUUUCUCUGUGUUGAUCUUGACAAAACAAUUAGACCAGUUUUUGGAGAAAAAAACUGAGGGCUGUUGUGAAAUCUACUGUUGGGCAGUAGCACAUGACUAUGACAAUUAUUUACUCAUAUCAAAUCAGUUUUUUUCUGCAUUUAGUUGUGGAGGAUUUGAGUGUCAUAUGGGGCACUUUAUGAACAUCUUAAGCCUUAAUUCCCUAUAAAUUUGUCACAGAGAGAAAUGACAGGCAGUAGACAGGGUU